UUUCUAAGCACUUAACAUGAAGCAUCGUCAGGAAGGACGUGGAAUUGAUUUGCAAUUCUCAAGAACAGAGACAGACAUGGCUAUAAAUACCAGGAAGCGGUCUUCAUCCAAUCAACCAAUUCAGCAAACAUCACAUCUGCAUCUUUACACUUUCAUCCCAAGUUUAUCAGCAAAACUUCAAAAUCCACACCAUGUCUACCGUUGAAUUGUCUUUUGGCGGCGGCACCUUCAUGUCGGAGGAGUCGUUUGGCUCUGUCGAGAAGAUGAGGGAGGGCCUCUCCAUCCUCCAAGCAGAAGGCAUCAAAUACAUCGACACCGCAACCCUCUACGGCGAGAGCGAAAGGUUCCUCGGCGAUCUAGGCGCUUCAAAAACACACACUAUCGACACCAAGUACCCCGGAGGGUUCGCGGGGCCAUCAAGCAAAGAAAAGAUCCUCGCCACCGCCAACGAGAGUCUCAAGAAACUCCAAACGAACCAGGUCGACGUCUACUACCUGCACUCGCCCGACCGCCAAAUCCCCUUCGAGGUCCAAGUCGACGCCAUAAACACCCUCUACGAAGAAGGCAAGAUCAGACGCUUCGGAAUCUCCAACUUCCUCGCCCCAGAAGUCGAAGAGCUCAUACGAAUCGCCAAGGAGAAGAACUGGAUCGCGCCGUCCGUCUACCAGGGGAACUACUCUGCCGUGGCACGACGCGCUGAAACAGAACUCCUCCCCGUCCUGCGCAAGCACGGGAUUGAGUUCUACGCGUACUCGCCUAUCGCAGGCGGGUUUCUGACCAAGAGCGUGGAGCAGAUCACCAAGGGUGCGGAGGGCCGUUGGGACCCGUCGUCCAGCGUUGGGGCUUUGUACCACGAGCUGUAUAACAAGCCGACGAUGUUUGAGGGGUUGAAGCUCUGGGAGGAGAUUUCCAAGCAGACGGGCAUUCCCAAGGUGGAGCUGGCGUACCGGUGGGUUAUCCAUAACUCGGCGUUGAAGGGGGAGCAUGGCGAUAGGGUUAUCUUUGGGGCGCGCAAUGUGGAGCAGUUGAGGGAGACUAUUGGGCUUGCGAAGAAGGGGCCUCUGAGUCCGGAUGUGGUGCAGCUGAUUGAGGAGGUUUGGAGGCUUGUUGAGGCCGAUGCGCCGUUGGAUAACUAUAACGAUGGUCUGCUGAAGAUCCAGGAGAAAGGGGUUCAGUUUGAAGUCCCGAAAAAGGUGUAAUAGGCCAUCUCUUGGUAUAAUUAUGAAGAAUAUAUAAGGGGAAUGAACUGUUGCAAUACACACGUACAAAGGUAACGGUAUAUGUACGGCAUAUAAUAACUACGCUUUUACAGCACGACCAAGGCUCAUACCGACUUCGACAUCCACCGCAA
Molecule: messenger RNA, 1351 nt
Organism: Aspergillus versicolor CBS 583.65
Lineage: Eukaryota; Fungi; Ascomycota; Eurotiomycetes; Eurotiales; Aspergillaceae
Product: aldo/keto reductase family protein
Exons: 1
Coding region: 192-1199 (335 amino acids)
Molecular function (GO): oxidoreductase activity
Source: RefSeq, a predicted model, not a curated record